Messenger RNA from Schistocerca serialis cubense, 2364 nucleotides. RefSeq names its product trafficking protein particle complex subunit 3 (gene Bet3). The record is from RefSeq and is a predicted model, not a curated record. Bases 112 to 648 code for a protein of 178 amino acids. The transcript is spliced from 4 exons. NCBI's taxonomy places the organism in Eukaryota, Metazoa, Arthropoda, Insecta, Orthoptera, Acrididae. Gene Ontology annotation, biological process: intra-Golgi vesicle-mediated transport; endoplasmic reticulum to Golgi vesicle-mediated transport. Gene Ontology annotation, cellular component: cis-Golgi network membrane; TRAPP complex; cytosol.
AGCCAUGUUUACAGUUGCUGUGCUUUGUUUUGACAUGUGGGAUGUUUUUUCGAUUGGAGAACAUUGGCCCGUGACAGUGAAGUGUGAACAACCUGAACAAGUGAAGUGAUCAUGUCCAGGCAAGGAACUCGGUUGGAUGCCAAAAAAGUGAAUUCGGAGCUGUUUACCCUCACAUAUGGAGCACUGGUAUCUCAGUUGAUGAAAGAUUAUGAAAAUGUUGAGGAUGUUAACAAACAGUUGGAGAGAAUGGGUUACAAUAUUGGUGUACGGUUAAUAGAAGACUUCCUUGCUCGAACUGCAUCUGGAAGGUGUUAUGAUUUCCGUGACACAGCAGAAAAAAUCCAGAUGGGCUUCAGGCUGUUUCUGGGUGUAACCCCUGUAAUUACAAACUGGAGUCCAGCCGGAGAUGAGUUUUCUUUGCAAUUUGAAAGUAAUCCAUUAACAGAAUUUGUGGAGCUACCAGAUCAUUGCCUGACACUGAAAUACGCAAACAUUCUCACUGGUGUCAUCAGAGGAGCUUGUGAAAUGGUGCAAAUGGAAGUUACUUCUUGGUUUGUACAAGAUCAGCUGAAGGGUGACAAUGUAACUGAACUGCGCAUUAAAUUUGUGAAGAGACUAGAAGAUGCCAUACCAGCAGGAGAAGACUGAAUGAAACUCUUGAGUUUUUUGAGAAAUUACAGUAGGCAUCAGAAAACCUCAUGAUAUUCAACAUUCCAUUGUCCUGCAGGAAGGAGUGGAAGUGCUGGUUUUUUUGUCAUUGUUUGGAUCAAAACUGUAAUGCCAAAAACGAGGCGAGAGAACCACAUAUGUGUGGUAUAAGAAGCCCGUGUGCUAUUAUGUUUGUAUUGUGUGGAAAGCAAACCUGAUGUAAUCGUGUUAUAUUGGAACAUCUAUCCUUCUUUGUUUGUCUGAGACAACCGUCAGCAUUAUUUCUUUUUGUCCUUGAAGCGCUGUAUUCUGUAUGACAGUAUUUAUGGAGUUUAGAGUCAUUUUUGGGAGAUGCAAGAAGUAUGUUACUUUGUUAGAUAUUGAAUUCAAAUAUAUGUGCUUUCACCUUACUUUAAAGGCAAGUACUGCAGGACUUCUUAUUAAGUAGUUAAUGAUUUGUAUGUUUCCACAAUAUUUUAGUUACAUAGAUUUUGUAUGGUGCAGUAACAAAUGUUGUUUAUAACUAAGUAUUGAAAGAACUUCCAGGAAUUUACGAAAUUAAUUGAGGUCAUUAGGCUUUCUCAACUUAUUUUACGUUCUCCCUCCCUUCUCUCUCUCUCUCUCUCUCUCUCUCUCUCUCUCUCUAUCUAUCUAUCUAUCUAUCUAUCUCAUAUGUACAUAAAAUUAUAAAAAUCCCUCCCUCCAUGUUCUCCUUCUUUCCUCCACAUAUUAUUUUCACCACCAAAAUUAAACAAGGAGCUUGCUAAAUAAAUAUUUUUGCAAGCACUGUUGAUGUAUAACAAGAAAAAGGGAGUGGAAUGGUGCAAAUUCAUCAAAAAUUUAAAUAGUCUUUAUUUGAGCAGUAGCUACUCAGAGUUUCCAGAGGAUUUCGUGCUUUUUUUGUAUAGGGAGGAAGGUGGAAAAUUUCUGAAAUAAAUUGUUGGCUUCAUUUUGCAUGUUAUAUUCUCCUGAAACCUGGCAAUUCUUCCUUUGAUAGAUGGUGGAUGCAUCCAACACAAUGUUUUAUUUGUUAUUUUAUGUUGUAUGAUUUUGUUCAAUAUAUUUUAAAAUUUAAAUGGAGUUUUAUAUGAUGAUGUACCACAAUUAUCUUUCUUUCCACAGAUUGUGAAAAUAUUUGAAAUAUUUUUCUGUCAUUAUAUCAGUGAUUUUUGUUGUAUAUAUAUAUAUAUAUAUAUAUAUAUAUAUAUAUAAUGGAAGGAAACAUUCCACGUGGGAAAAAUUAUAUAUAAAAACAAAGAUGGUCUAUCGACCUGCCAUCUUUGUUUUUAUUUAUAUAUAUAUAUAUAUAUAUAUAUAUAUAUAUAUAUAUAUAUAUAUAUAGUCAGUCAGCUUUGUGUGUAGUAUGUGUAAACAUAAAAGGCUCUCAGUAAUUCCUCAACUUUGACUCUUGCAGGUCCACUUGGUUAUAAACAGCUUAAUAUGCGACUUGCUGCUUAACUGAUUGAGAACUUUGGCCUGAGGCAUAAUUCCAUUUUCUGUGCUGCAGUACUUUAUAAUUAUCUUUUUUUCCCUCCUUGAUUUGGAAAAGGAAGAGUGGCAGUCAUUUUUUCAUUUCAUUGACGUGUUUGUGGUACAUUUUUAUACAACCAUAAAGUCAUAAAUUUCUUGUAUCCAAUUGUAUGUUAAUUUGUUUAUUGUUAAUACAUACAAUGCAAAUGACUGGCUAAAUGUGUAAAAUAAAAUUGGAGACUUGUA